Molecule: messenger RNA, 996 nt
Organism: Penicillium coprophilum
Lineage: Eukaryota; Fungi; Ascomycota; Eurotiomycetes; Eurotiales; Aspergillaceae
Exons: 3
Coding region: 1-996 (331 amino acids)
Cellular component (GO): RAVE complex
Source: RefSeq, a predicted model, not a curated record
AUGGCGACCUGGGCAUACCCCCCACUGCCCGCAGAGCAGAUCAACCGUGAGGCGGACACUGCGCUGGCUCGCGAGUUAGAAUGGCUCUUGCAUUCACUACAGGAUUCACUUGUCUCAUUGAAGGAAGGUCUCCAAGAAUGUGCCACCCUCCUAGCUCCCCAAGAACCGGGGUCAACCUUGGUGUUGUCCUCGCUGCGGUCGGAAAGCGUGAAGGGGUUUGUGACUAGAGUCGGUACUAAGAUCGUGAAGGGCGAUGUUCAACUUCGUUUGGCGUCGCUACCGCCUCCUCGGGGUGCACCUAGUACCCGAUUGAACCUAUCCCAGUCUCCCGAGGCCCCAGAACUAGUACUUCGACAGCUAGUAUCAGUUCGAGACCUUGUGGCUCAAAGCCUGGAUAUUGUGGAUGUGAGCACAUGGACAGGCGAUCCUCUCAAUGCAAGGUUCAUUUUCAGUCAACUACACCUCUUGCUCGAGACAAUCAGCGAGGCACGACAAAUGCUCAAAGGAGACAGCGACGAGACGCGAGGCAAGUGGUGGGAUACCAGUGCCACCGAAAAUGUAGGCUCAGCUUCUUUGACAAAACUCCUGCAAUAUUUCGCUAAUAUGUAUGCACAGAUGUUUGACCCUCCGCUUCCGCCACAUCUUUCAUUCCAUCUCUCUAUCACAGAUUCCGCCCUGGUACUUGUUCUUCGGACUCUAGAGGCCACUCCCCUCAAUCAUGCGCAAAAUGCAUUUUCUUCAGAGAUAUCCCUGUCUGGGUUCUCUCUACGUGAUCGGAUAUUCGGCUCCCGAGCACCAACCCAUGAUGAGGCCGGUAGCAUUUUUCAAUGGCAGGGAGAAGAAGUCCGUGUCAAAGAAAAGGUCCGGGUAGAGAGUCAGGACCCCAGUCUGAUGGCGGUCAUGGCAAAACUAUCGGCCCUUGAGCAUGAGGUGAUGCGGUGCGUUGCUGCGCUGCGGAUACUCAUGGGCGAGGAAGAUACGGAGAGUGAGGCUUAA